AUGGCGGCAAGAGCGAGAGCGGUGGCCGCCAUGUCCAGCAGCAGCAGCGUCCUCCUGGCUGCGGCGGUGGCACUGGCACUGCUGGUGGCGUCGGCGUCGGCGCAGUCCGGGUGCACCUCUGCGCUGAUCGGCCUGUACCCAUGCAUGAACUACAUCAGCGGCAGCGGCACGGCCCCGACCAAGUCUUGCUGCUCGCAGCUCGCCUCCGUGGUGCAGUCCCAGCUGCAGUGCCUUUGCAGCGCGCUCGGCGGUGACUCGUCGUCGCUCGGUGGCAUCACCAUCAACAAGACCCGCGCGCUCGAGCUCCCCAAUGCCUGCAACGUGCAGACCCCGCCGGCGAGCAAGUGCAACGGCGCUGGUGGUGGCAGUGCUCCUGGUGCCAGUGCCAACACGCCGACCACCCCGGCCGUAGAGACACCGGCCGGCUUGGGAUCGAAGACGACGCCGUCGGCGUAUCUGCAGGGGAGCGGCGGCUCGUCGCUCCAUGGCCCGGCGGGUAUGGUGUUGGCGCUCGCGGUCGCUGCGGUGUACGCCGUGUCGGCCGUGCGAGCGUCUCGGCUACUGGACUGGAGCGCUUGCUUGCCGGUGAUUCAGAAAUAUGUUUUUUUUUAUUUGUGAUGGAGUUUACCUUGUUGUCUAGGUAUUCAUCAUGUUUAUUUCGUCGCAUUAGUUUCGUUCAUGCAUUCAGUUCAAGCUGUGGCAGGUUGUGUACGUCAAGUUGUGAUCACGUACACGGUGCAAAGCUGGACGAUAGAGUGAGUUAGUUAGUUGAGAGAAAGUCAGUAGAGAAUGAAUGCAUGCGUGGGCGUUCCAUCAGGUUAGUUACGCGUAUUUCCGUUGCAUGGACGUGCUGUAUAGCCAAUAGUGGCUUUGGACCGAGUAAUUAGUAGAUAAGCGUGACUCCGGCUGAAUCGUGUGGCCGUGUCAAAGAGGUGUUUACUCGUGGCCAUGCUACCGGCUAGUGGAGAGAAAAUAGCGGAUCAAGCAGUACGUAGCAGGGAGUAGUAUGUAUGUGUCUCUAUUGAAGGACUUUGUAAUCAGCCGCGUGUGUGUGGAAAAAGAACAAGAGAAAAGGCAGAAGUGCGUUGCCAGAAAAGUUUGUGUGUUCUUGUGUCCAGUGUGUGUUCGUGUGAGUCUUCUUCCUCCUCCGGUUGAUCCAACAAUUUGAACACAGAAAUAUGUUUGUUGUGUGGUACUAUUUUUGUUUGAUAUUGGUUUAUCAUUGGGUACUGGGGAGUACUGAGGUCCUGAGGAAGAAUAUUCCCCAUGAUGUAAUUAUUGGUUG
Molecule: messenger RNA, 1285 nt
Organism: Triticum dicoccoides
Lineage: Eukaryota; Viridiplantae; Streptophyta; Magnoliopsida; Poales; Poaceae
Product: non-specific lipid-transfer protein 2-like
Exons: 2
Coding region: 1-618 (205 amino acids)
Source: RefSeq, a predicted model, not a curated record